CCUCACUCUCUUUGUCUGUUCGAGCGCCCUGAUACAUGUACCAUGGCCUCUCCACCCCGCGAGCGGUUGUGUCUUUGAGAACCUGGUCACCCACUUUCCAUACAGCCACAGGCGUGUCCGCAUUCAUUCAUGAUGACCACAAAACCAGCCGGACGACGGUCGACUCUGCGCCAGAAAGGCUGGUCUCCGACAUCUGCCUUCCAGAGUGCCUACUCAAAGACAACAAGAAGUCCCGUGAACUUGCAGAAGCCUCUUCCGCCACGACCGGCCUCGUUCUCGUCCUCGGUCUACUCUGAUGGUGCAUCAAGCUUCGAUUCUGCCGAAGAUUACCAAGUCGACAUGACGUCCCGGCAGAACCCCAAUCGUUACGGCAUGGACGUCUCCAAGAUUCUUCCGACGGCCCACCCGGACUGUGGAUGCGGUAUCGACGAGGAAGACUCGGGCGAGUCGAGCAGUCCCGUCACCCCGGUCGGCUCGGCAGAUUGUGACCCUGGUCUCCGGCUGCCCAUCUACAGCACGUAUUCCAGCUCUGGUUCCUUCGCGUACAACUCCACGCCAAAAUCGUAUCGAAAGAGCAACGACUUCCGACGGAGCGUUGCGGACCCACCGGUGGAGAGGAUCAGAAAACCGGUGGAGAGGAUCAAAGCAAGCGGCAAGACUUUUACACUGAUGGACCAAGGGGCAGGUCGGCGAAGCGGGACGAAGAAGGCCAUGUCUCCAGUCGAAAGGGCUACCGAGGGUCUGGGCAUCAAGGAUGUGCCGGUGGCCCAGCCAACCAUUACGUUCGCAGCGGCGGCAGCUCCGUCCAAUGCGUACUCGGAACGGGCCGUGGCCCGGCGUGCGGCGGCGGCCCCACCACCACUGAAGCUGUACGAGCGCGCGCUGGCCGACAGCUACGUCAAGACGCCGUACCCUCGCACGACAAGACACAUGUCGGUCAUGACGCAGAAGAGCGUAUUCGAGGACGGCGACGACGACGACGGCGAAGAUGACGACUACAGGCGAUUUGGCGGGCGGCGGCGCAAGGACAGCCUGUACGCGAAGCGCUUCUCGGGGCUGGGCGACUUGACCCAGACACUGCGCCGGUCGUCGAUGCGGCUAAGCAUGAGCCACGACGUCCAAGAGAUUAUCCCGAGCAUCGCGGUCCAGGCCAAGCAUCGCACGCCCCGGAUGCCUCCCAUGGGCGUCCAGAGAGAAGCUGCCCCGGUCACGCCGACGAGCGUGGGGCGGGCGACUGCUGUGCACGAGCCGGCGUCGCCGGGGGUCCAGCCACGGCGGACGACAUCGGCACCGGCACCGUCGCCGGGACCGGGCAGGGUCAAGACGAUGCUGAUGAAGGCCAAGAGGAGCCUGAGCAUGGGCUUCGCGGCCGAGGAGUCGAAGAAGGAGAAGAAGGAGAAGCGGGACCGAGAGACGCUGCGGAAGAUGGUCAAGUCUGGCACGGCGGAUGCGAGGCUUGGGCAGAACUUUGUGUGAGCGACAAGCGACAGGACGGACCGUGGUGUGUGUGUAUGCGUGUAU
This is a messenger RNA of Microdochium trichocladiopsis, 1521 nucleotides long. RefSeq lists its product as uncharacterized. NCBI's taxonomy places the organism in Eukaryota, Fungi, Ascomycota, Sordariomycetes, Xylariales, Microdochiaceae. The coding region runs from base 130 to 1476 and encodes 448 amino acids. The transcript has a single exon. The record is from RefSeq and is a predicted model, not a curated record.